Molecule: messenger RNA, 207 nt
Organism: Pelecanus crispus (Dalmatian pelican)
Lineage: Eukaryota; Metazoa; Chordata; Aves; Pelecaniformes; Pelecanidae
Source: RefSeq, a predicted model, not a curated record
AGCCUGAAGAUAUCUGAGGCCAUCCAUGAGGUGUACAUGGAAGUCAAUGAAGAGGGCACUGAAAUAGCAAGCUCAGUGGAGGUGAUGGGAGACAUCAAACAUUCCCCUGAGUUUGCAGAGUUUAGGGCUGACCAUCCUUUCCUCUUCUUGAUCAAACACAAUCCAACCAACAGCAUCCUCUUCUUUGGUAGAUAUUGUUCCCCCUAA